AUAUCCAAUGACAUACUAUCUGCCGGUCUGGAGUCGGUUAUGUUGUUGUGACUGUGGCAAGCUGAAAAGGGAUAAUAAUUUCAUGGCAUAAUAAUAAAAAUGAGAAUAGAAUAUUUUUCCGAGACUGAGAGAGACGUUUAGGUGCCAGAGCGUGUCAAAAACCUUUAACAGUGUGAUACACGACUUACUAUAGACCAAAUAAGAAAUGUACUACCUAUAUGGGUAGUUUUGGUAUUGCAUAAUUGGAUGUAAUGCAGAGUGGACUAUUUGUUAAACAGAUAGCUAUGUCCAACAUCCCAGACUGCAACGACAAAUAAUAGUUGUCUCCUCGUUCGAACGUACACACCGUCAAAUCAGCGGGGCGUAUCGUUCUCUAUUCACACGUGCAUGUAGCGUUUACCGUCACCAUAGAGACGAGGUUACACGAGUCCACCCGCGUUGCGUGGACGCGCCGCUGACAGGAUCGUGUUAAGGAUAUAUCAACACUUCCGAAACAUAUAUAUAUUCCGAUACAUAUAUUCGAGUAUAUAAUAUCAUGGUUGCACAGAAUAUAUAAUCGUACGCACGCACGGUCAAAUACGAAAGAAGGGACUGAUAUUUUGUAUGAAAUUAUUAGUAAUUGCGUGAGAAUUUCGGGUGGAUUUUGAAUAAUUCUGUUUCGAUUAUGGCUUCAGCUGCUGUUUUGCCGAACGGGGAUAGUGAGAAGUCAUUGGGAGCGAAGAGGCCGGGUGUCGGACGGACGAGAAGUGCAUCGAGUGUCGACAGGAAAAGUAUCUAUACCCGCCCAACCCCCUUCAAGAACCGAACGGCCCUCGCAGAAAAUUACGAAACACCGCGGAGUGGUCGCGAAGGAUGGUGGAGAAAGGAGAUACGGGAAACGCCCAUGCCGGGUGCCUACGAUUUCAAACCUUUCCUUGAGGAUUUCGAGACACGCCCAGCUACCUACUGCUUCAAAGGGGAGGGGCGUAAGAAAGAUGCAGCCAAUCAGGGGAAAGGGGUGGUUCUAAUGCCGGGGGCGUAUGAGGCAAAGGAUAACAUGUACUUCUUGGAUCGGACAAGGAAUACGUAUACCUUUAAAAACACAUCGAGAGCGAAAGACCUACCUACCAUCAAAGAUAAGGACGUCAACGUGUGUCCCACCUCAUACAAAAUGGAGAAUGUUCUAUCGUGUGCUGUCGAGAAGUCACCUUCAAAACAUAUGGUUUUCAAGUCCAAUUCGCAGAGGUUUCCAACUAUCUAUUUUAAAGGGACGAAGAACCCGCCCCCGUGCCAAUAUGAAUACCGUGAACCCCCAGCGCUGCAUCAGAUCUCAUCUAGCUUCAAGUCACGCACGCCAAGAUUUGCCACAUCACAUACGAAAGUUCCUGGCCCGGGCUCGUAUGAGAAGACCUACCAAUCACCCAUGCCCGCUACCAUUGCCAAGAUGGGUCGCAAUCAUGGACUCUUCUUCACAAGCGCUUUCAGUGUUUGAUCAACAUGGACACCAUGUAUCAAAAGACAGUUGAUCUCGACAUUGAGAGCAAACGAACGAUAAAAAGAUUUCGUCGAUUUUUUUAUAUGUGAUGUCAUGAUCUGGAUGUUUAUCACGACUUUCGCAGUGUUAUCGUUUGUGUAUAGUGACAUGAAUGUAUGAAAAGAAAGGAACGGCGCAUAGACCUACUGUGGAAAUAUCAAAGAUUCGGGAUAAAGUUCGGAUUUAAAGAAAAAGAGUCUUAAAACGAGCAAGGCGAUAUCCAUCUACAGUUACUAAAUUUAUAAGUUUGGCUUGUGGAAAUACAAGAUUAACACCAGAAAUCAUGGAGCGAUGGAAGCAGGGGAUUGAAAGUGCUGCAAACGUUUGGGAGUGAAGAAAACGCGUCAACAGUAAAUAACAUAAAUUAGAUCCGUCCAUCGUCGGGAGCCUCAAAGUACUUCACGAGAAUUUAUAUUGUUUCCUCCUAGAACUAUCUCUCCCUAAUGCUUCAGUUUCAUCAAUGACACCGACUCCAGACCGAUCAAAGCUAUUUCCAAUGACAUUGACAUACCAUCGGUCGGUUGAGUCGGUUUCGUAACAACAAUCGUUGAUAUAAUUGUAGUAUUAUUUAAGUUUUGUUCAUCCCAAUAAAGCUACAUGUACCUCAAAAAAGUAUCUCAAUAAUUUUUUCUCUCUACACAUGAUAUCUAGCAAUACGAAGAUGUUUUUCCACAUAGAGUUAACUGAUGCACGCAUCGCAGGAGGCCCAGUAAUCUUUAGUAUUGCUGAAUCAUCUUAUACAAAAUGCAACUUGGAAUUCAAGUUCGACGUUUAGUAGUCCAACUAAUAUUUUUGUGAACCUCCCCCCUCGACUGAAACCAUGUGAUGCGGGCAUCACAAGAGACUUACCAAAACCAGCAUUAUGUAAAAUAUUAGUAUUUUUUAGGAAUACUUGUAUCCCAUUAUAAUUUUCAUUAAAUUUGAGCAAUUACUUUUUUCAUCCAACCUUCUUUAUUGUGUGAAGAAGUAAAAAGAUGAAUUAAAGUUUAAGAAAAUAAACUCAUAAUCGCAGCUUAUUCAUUAAUAUUUUGUUAAUGAAUAAUUAUAAAUUGUUAAAAUAUUCAAACAUGUAUGUAAGAGUGAAUAUUGCAAUCUAAAACUAUCUUUAAGUAUUAGGUUCUGUAAUACUCAUGCAGUACCGGUUUCAUCUAUCACCCACCUUCAUUUGUUUUCCUCGGAUGCAAUAACAUUUUUUUCACAAUGGAAAGGUGUUUACUUUCAUGCGAGUUAAAAGUUAAAUUUGACACAUUUAUCAAUUGGAAAUAAUGUACAUUAUUUUUCAGCUAUUAAUUAGUCUAAAGACCAAGUCUUUCAUUAUAGGAAAAUGAUUUUGAAUAUUGAAUUGAUGUGGAUGCAUGUGCCUAUACAUACUUUGAAAAAGAGAUGUGGAUGCUUAAAUACUUGAAAUAUAAUCCUAUGAAAACAUUAGAGGUUUUUUGUACCAUUUUGUCUGAAACUGGGACCUGUUUCACAAAACUUGUUUAAAAAAACAAAUGUUGAAAAUGUAUGAUAAGUUUGUGAUUAGCCUAUUGAAUGACAUGAUCUCACAAAUAAUAAAAGUAGUUUCUAAUACAACUAACAAUGUAUAACAAACAUGAUUAAAAAGACCAAUAUUCUGGAAAAUAUUUGAGUAUACUACAUAUUAUGAAUGAUAUAUGAAGUCAUAUACCAUGACAAUAGUUAGCAUAUUAUGCAUUUCAAUCCCUGAUAAUGAUAAAAAUAAUAAUAGUGAUAAACAUAAUAUGCAUUGUACAACAAAUAUAUAGCAUCAUUAUUAUGAACACAAUAUCACGACAUUAAAACUAUCAUUUUCCAUCAAGCUAUGCAUACCCCAUUUCACUUUUCUUCCUUUUUAAUGAUAAAUAUUAACACAACAGGCAAAAAAUGUGUAUUAUACUCUGUUCAAAAUAAUGAAUUUGAAUGUUAACCAUUAAUGUCAUAACUUUUUUGCAUGCAGUUUAUAUAGACCACAGGAGCAAAUAAUUACGUUUUGUUCUGUUGAGGCUCAUUAAUGAAAGAAUUUGUUCAACUUGCUAAGCUCCUCCAAAAUUAAAUCUACAAAACAUCUGGAUCGUAUUACGACUUUCAUUGAGCACUGGGCAUCUAUAGGAUUCAACCUGAAUUUAGAUUGCAGGGGCCCUUUGUAGUUUAUGAUGCAGUUAUUCCCAAAAUAUUAUAUCAUCAGAAUGUAUGAGUGAUAGGAUUCUGAUAAUUAGGUUUUUUUAUAUACAUUUGCAUAAUUGUGAGAUUUCCUUGUUGUCUUUUCCAAUUCUCAACAUAUUUCACCUAUGCAAUAAAGUGUUUUGUUGCAAUAUUUCAUGCUGAACAGUGCUUACAAAAGAGACAUUGUACAUUUUUCAUAUUUGAUUUGUAUCAUAUAGAUUUUUAUUGCUAAUAAAUUGAAACCAUCAAAAUA
This is a messenger RNA of Lytechinus pictus (painted urchin), 3929 nucleotides long. Its product is annotated as protein STPG4-like. Gene Ontology annotation, cellular component: germinal vesicle; female pronucleus; male pronucleus. The transcript is spliced from 6 exons. The record is from RefSeq and is a predicted model, not a curated record. Bases 665 to 1471 code for a protein of 268 amino acids. Gene Ontology annotation, biological process: epigenetic programing of male pronucleus. Gene Ontology annotation, molecular function: histone binding; chromatin binding. NCBI's taxonomy places the organism in Eukaryota, Metazoa, Echinodermata, Echinoidea, Temnopleuroida, Toxopneustidae.